Cebus imitator (Panamanian white-faced capuchin) is the source of this 3451-nucleotide messenger RNA. It is a transcript of the gene AFAP1L2, whose product is annotated as actin filament associated protein 1 like 2. The transcript has 21 exons. The record is from RefSeq and is a predicted model, not a curated record. The coding region runs from base 282 to 2873 and encodes 863 amino acids. Gene Ontology annotation, biological process: positive regulation of interleukin-8 production; regulation of interleukin-6 production; positive regulation of epidermal growth factor receptor signaling pathway. Gene Ontology annotation, molecular function: SH3 domain binding; SH2 domain binding. NCBI's taxonomy places the organism in Eukaryota, Metazoa, Chordata, Mammalia, Primates, Cebidae. Gene Ontology annotation, cellular component: cytosol.
AGGCGGCCGGGGGCGGCGAGCGGGGCCGAGGGUGCCCACCGACUCCAGCGCCGACGGUCAGCCCCAGCGGGCCGGAGUUCUCCAGCGCCGGGACAGGGGCGUGUGGGGCGCGCCCUGGCAGGGGCCUUGUCCCAAGACCCGGGGCGCGGCGGCCCGGCCAGGAGGUCCGGCCGCGAGCGUGACCUCACGGGGAGGGGCCAGCGCGGCGGCCUGGGCGCGGAGCCGACAGCCGGGAGAGCAGCGCCGGAGCCGAGCGGCGAGGAGCGCACUCCGUGGCUCCGAUGGAGCGGUACAAAGCACAGGGGUGUUGCUGUCUGGUGGUACAGAGAAGGAUCCGGCAGGUUUCUGCAUCCCUGGAGCAGCUGCUGACAGAGUUGGAUGACUUCCUCAAGAUCCUGGACCAGGAGAAUCUGAGCAGCACAGCGCUGGUGAAGAAGAGCUGCCUGGCGGAGCUCCUCCGGCUUUACACCAAAAGCAGCAGCUCUGAUGAGGAGUACAUUUACAUGAACAAAGUGACCAUCAAUAAGCAACAGAAUGCAGAAUCUCAAGGCAAAGCGCCUGAGGAACAGGGCCUGCUGCCCAAUGGGGAGCCCAGCCAGCACUCCUCGGCCCCUCAGAAGAGCCUUCCAGACCUCCCACCACCCAAGAUGAUUCCAGAACGGAAACAGCUCACCAUCCCAAAGGUGGAGUCUCCGGAGGGCUACUAUGAAGAGGCUGAGCCAUACGACACAUCCCUCAAUGGUCACUCUGGCAGAUUUCUCCCCACUGGAGUCCCCAGAUGGGUGCAGGUGCCUGAAGGAGUCAUUUACGCCACGAUCACCUUGGAGGACGGAGAGGCUGUGAGCAGCUCCUACGAGUCCUACGACGAAGAGGACGGCAGCAAGUGCAAGUCGGCCCCCUACCAGUGGCCAUCACCGGAGGCUGGCAUCGAGCUGAUGCGUGACGCCCGCAUCUGCGCCUUCCUGUGGCGCAAGAAGUGGCUGGGACAGUGGGCCAAGCAGCUCUGUGUCAUCAAGGACACCAGGCUUCUGUGCUACAAAUCCUCCAAGGACCACAGCCCUCAGCUGGACGUGAACCUGCUGGGCAGCAGCGUCGUUCACAAGGAGAAGCAAGUGCGGAAGAAGGAGCACAAACUGAAGAUCACGCCUAUGAACGCCGACGUGAUCGUGCUGGGCCUGCAGAGCAAGGACCAGGCCGAGCAGUGGCUCAGGGUCAUCCAGGAAGUGAGCGGCCUGCCUUCUGAAGGUGCAUCUGAAGGAAACCAGUAUACUCCGGAUGCCCAGCGCUUUAACUGCCAGAAACCAGAUAUAGCUGAGAAGUACCUGUCAGCUUCAGAGUGUGGGAGCUCCAUGGAUGGCCACCCUGACGUCCCAGAAACCAAAGACGUCAAGAAGAAAUGUUCCGCUGGCCUCAAACUGAGCAACCUAAUGAACCUGGGCAGGAAGAAAUCCACCUCACUGGAGCCUGUGGAGAGGUCCCUCGAGACAUCCAGUUACCUGAAUGUGCUGGUGAACAGCCAGUGGAAGUCUCGCUGGUGCUCUGUCAGGGACAAUCACCUGCACUUCUACCAGGACCGGAACCGGAGCAAGGUGGCCCAGCAACCCCUCAGUCUGGUGGGCUGCGAGGUGGUCCCAGACCCCAGCCCUGACCACCUGUACUCCUUCCGCAUCCUCCACAAGGGCGAGGAGCUGGCCAAGCUUGAGGCCAAGUCUUCCCAGGAAAUGGGCCACUGGCUGGGUCUCCUGCUGUCUGAAUCAGGCUCCAAGACAGACCCAGAAGAGUUCACCUAUGACUAUGUGGAUGCCGACAGGGUUUCCUGUAUUGUGAGUGCAGCCAAAAACUCUCUAUUACUGAUGCAGAGAAAGUUCUCAGAGCCCAACACUUACAUCGAUGGCCUGCCUAGCCAGGACUGCCAGGAGGAGCUAUAUGAUGACGUGGAACUGUCGGAGCUCACAGCUGUGGUGGAGCCUACCGAGGAAGCCAUCCCUGCUGCGGAUGACCCAAAUAAGAGAGAAUCUGACCGAGUGUACCUGGACCUCACACCUGUCAAGUCCUUUCUGCACGGCCCCAGCAGUGCACAGGCCCAGGCUUCCCCGACCUUGUCCCGCCUGGACAAUGUGACUGAGUCCCUCCCUGCAGAUCCAGACCCAGGUCCCACCCCAGAUGAGCCCUGCAUAAAGUGUCCAGAGAACCUGGAGGAGCAGCAGCUGGAGAGUUUGGAGCCUGAGGAGCCUUCCCUGAGAAUCCCCACUGUCAAAAUCCAAACUGAACAGCAGAGAAUCUCCUUCCCACCAAGCUGCCCCGACACCCUGGUGGCUACCCCGCCUGGUGCCAGCCCACCUGUGAAGGACAGGUUGCGCGUGACCAGUGCAGAGAUCAAGCUUGGCAAGAAUCGGACAGAAGCUGAGGUGAAGCGCUACACAGAGGAGAAGGAGAGGCUUGAAAAGAAGAAGGAGGAAAUCCGAGGGCACCUGGCUCAGCUCCGGAAAGAGAAACGGGAGCUGAAGGAGACCCUAUUGAAAUGCACAGACAAGGAAGUCCUGGCCAGCCUGGAGCAGAAGCUGAAGGAAAUUGACGAGGAGUGCCGGGUCGAGGAGAGUAGGCGCGUGGACCUGGAACUCAGCAUCAUGGAGGUAAAGGACAACCUGAAGAAGGCUGAGGCGGGACCUGUGACGCUGGGCACCACCGUGGACACCACCCACCUGGAGAACGUGAGCCCCCGCCCCAAAGCUGUCACACCCACCUCCGCCCCAGACUGUACCCCAGUCAACUCUGCAACCACGCUCAAGAACAGGCCUCUCUCGGUGAUGGUCACAGGCAAAGGCACAGUCCUCCAGAAAGCCAAGGAAUGGGAGAAGAAAGGAGCAAGUUAGAAAACAAGCUUCAACUAAAGACUCUCAUGUCAAUAUGGACCUUGGUGACAAUCCUGCUUUGUUAAAGCAAAAACUCUGCAAAAAGCUGAGUCUGUUUAGAAGAAAAAGCAAGGACUGAAGUGCUGUGAAUGGAGAGCUUCAGCUAAGAGGAGGCUCUGUCCCUUUUCAGAGCCAAAGGAAAUAAUACAACAAAAAAAGAUGAUGCUUCUUUGGAGACCUAAGUCUAUUGGACGUAAACAAGACAUUGUAUUUAGGGAUGCUCUGUGUUUCUUUUUUGAAGUUUUCAUCAAUUGCUUUAUCAAGAUUUUAAAAUAGUAAAAACCUUCUCAUGUUUAGACUUUGGUGGAAGAUGAAUCAAGGAAGCAGGGCCCUGUUUUAUGGGUCAUGUGGCUUUGGUGAGUGAGAAGACCAUCAUCUCUUAUCUAAUACUUAGCAGUUGGGGAUUAAACCAUCUUUGCCUUCACUUCUAAUAUAACCAGGCCCAACUCAGUCCUCAGUGAUUUUUAAACAGCAUUGAUGUCAUCUAUAAAACCAUCUAUGACAUGAGUUUUGAGAAACGGUAACGGGGAAAAUAUUUG